AUCGAGACGGAAACGGAGCGCUUACAACGUGAGACCCGCGUGCAAGCGGCACGAGCCGAGACGCGCGAGCUAAAAGUACGAAAGAAACUCGAUUCUCUAUUAAUACGCAAAAGUAGCAAAACGGGAACGACUGCGACAUCCAGUGACAACGAGAACAAGCACAGAGGAGCAGUUGGUGGAACAGGAUCAAGCGACGAUGGAGGCAGAGGUAGGAAAAGGUCUGGACUUAAGCGAAGAGCUUCUUCGUUGCGGGAGGCAAGUAGGCGCGACGAAAUUGUGGAGCCAAAAACGAUGGAUCCCGAAGGUCUUGGGAACUCAUACAGACCGGAAAACGCGCCGCCUUCGUCGCCUCGCGGGCUGCAACAGUCCCCUGGAUAUCGCGAAAGAUCCGCAGGAUAUGCGCACUCAACC
Messenger RNA from Amoebophrya sp. A25, 411 nucleotides. The record is from the annotation of a GenBank genome assembly. NCBI's taxonomy places the organism in Eukaryota, Dinophyceae, Syndiniales, Amoebophryaceae.